Messenger RNA from Hippoglossus stenolepis (Pacific halibut), 2649 nucleotides. RefSeq names its product 5-hydroxytryptamine receptor 3A. Lineage: Eukaryota; Metazoa; Chordata; Actinopteri; Pleuronectiformes; Pleuronectidae. Gene Ontology annotation, cellular component: synapse; membrane; neuron projection. Gene Ontology annotation, biological process: chemical synaptic transmission; regulation of membrane potential; nervous system process. The coding region runs from base 57 to 1391 and encodes 444 amino acids. The transcript is spliced from 9 exons. The record is from RefSeq and is a predicted model, not a curated record. Gene Ontology annotation, molecular function: extracellular ligand-gated monoatomic ion channel activity; neurotransmitter receptor activity; transmembrane signaling receptor activity.
GUGUGUUUUUCGCAGUUAAAAAGCGUUGGCUCACGUCGAGCUGAGGGCAAACAGUCAUGUCAGGGCUGACGAUUCUCGCUUUUCUUGCAGUCACUGCUGCAGGUGUCUCCAGCAGUGAGACGUCAGACUGCUCGUACUUGAGCCUCCUGACUCACUUGAACCUGAUUCAAACAAACUCCUCUAUGUCAAUAAUGAGACCCGUGAAAAACUGGACUACAACAACCCUUGUUUACCUGGACAUGGUGCUGUAUGGUAUUCUAGAAGUGGAUGAGAUGUCUCAAACUGUCACCACUCACAUCCAGACACAAAUGAAGUGGAGAAAUGAAUUCCUGAGGUGGAAUUCUUCAAACUUCUGUGAAAUUAAAACGUUGACGGUUCCUAGGAAAAUGCUCUGGGUCCCAGAUGUAGCCAUUCAAGAGGACACUUCUGACACUGGGAGCAUUCAGAACAGUCCUCUGCUCACUCUGACAAAUGAUGGCUUGGUGAUCGCAAACGGACGCCAGCGGCUGACGACCACCUGUCAGUUCAACCUUUACCUCUUCCCAUUUGACACGCAGCGUUGUCGCAUCACAUUUUCAUCCAUGAACUACGACGCGGAAUCUAUGAAACUGAGCACAUUCAACAGUGAAGCAACUCUUUCUUUAGUCUCUGAGCAGAUAAUGAUCACACAGGGAGAAUGGCAACUUUUAAACAUGACAAUUAUUUAUUUUUCUUUCGAUAUACAAAAUGUAUCUCAGAGCAGGCUCAUAUACACGGUCUUCAUCAUGAGGAAGCCAAUGCUUUAUGUGAUAAAUUUAAUCGUGCCUCUGCUUUACUUCCUGAUCCUGGAUCUGGCGUCUUUUUUCAUCAGGGGUGAAAAACUGAGCUUCAAAGUAACUGUGCUCCUGUCAAUCUCCGUCCUCCUGCUCAUUCUUCAGGAUAUGCUGCCGUCCACAGAAGACAAGCUGCCGUUGAUGGCCAGCUUCUGUGUGUCGGUUUUCACACUGGUGGGGCUGAGCAUCCUGGAAACCAUGCUGAUGGACUUUCUGUUGGGGCUCGAUGAUUACUGUGGAAACAAGGCUCAAAACGCGGUUAAUAGCCAGGAAGUGGAAAUUCAGCUGGAAGGCAACUCUCACAAAGACCCCUCUGCAGCUGAAGAGCGAGGUCAGGUGAGUCCAGUGAUGAAGCCCAGUGAGGGUGAGCUGCUGAUGCUCAUCCUGGAGGAAGUGAAGGUGGCUCGACAGGAAACCGGACGACAGGUCAAAGACGACAGGAAGCCGGGACGCUACGCAAGACUGGCUCAAAUCAUAGACUCUGUGUACUUUUUCCUCUAUUUUCUCACUAUUGCAACAUAUUUGAUGUACAUGAAUGUGGAGUGGCUUGGAAGCUAUUUAUCAAAUAAUAAAGAGUAGCUCACUAUAAUCGGCCUCCAUAUAAGGCAAAAUAUGUUUUUGGGCCCCUGUUGACUUCAAAUGUAUAAAUGAUCAAAUUAUCAUUAUUUCUCGUCCAGAAACUAGAAGUUGAGAGAUGCAAUGAUUAGUUGAUUAAAUGACGUAAAAUCAUGGAUGGAUUCAAACUUCCUCAAAUUAAACAACAAUAAGACUGAGGUUAUCAUACUUGGACAAUUGGAACUGCAAGAUAUGGACAAUCUUGGGCCUUUGGCUUCUUAUACUCACUCCACUGUAAAGAGUCUUGGUGUUCUUUUUGACAAGGCUUUUAAUUUUGAAAAGCAAAUUUCCUCAGUAGUCAGAGGUAGCUUUUUUCAACUGCGACAAAUAGCCAAGGUAAAGGCCUACCUCCCACAAAAAGACCUAGAGAGAAUUAUCCAUGCAUUCAUAACCUCCCGUCUGGAUUAUUGUAAUUCCCUGUAUGUAGGCUUAGACAAAUCAUCCAUUAAACGCCUGCAGCUAGUCCAAAAUGCUGCUGCUCGCCUGCUGACUAGGACAACAAAGAGGGACCAUAUCACACCCAUGUUGCGCCUCCUACACUGGCUUCCUGUUUGUCACAGGAUCGUUUUUUAAAAUCUUGCUUUUAACUUUUAAAUCUCUUCACGGACUGGCACCGUCUUACUGAUCCGAACUUCUCUUUAUGCACACUCCAGUUAGGGAGCUGAGAUCAGCCACUCAACUGCUCCUUGACAAACCUCAGACAAGGCUCGUAACCAGAGGUGAUCGCGCCUUCGCAGUAGCCGCCCCAAACCUGUGGAACAACCUACCACUUCACAUUAGAUCUGCCCCGUCUUUAACACACUUUAAAUCGCUACUAAAAACACACCUGUUCUCCCAGGCUUUCUGCUCGAGUUGAGUACGUUUCAUCGCAGCUGAUUUUAUUUAUCUUAUCAUAUAUCUUUUAUUUUAUUUUAUUCAUUUAUUUUAUUUUACAUUAAUAAUUGUAUUUUAUUUGUAUUACUUGCACUAUAAUGUAUUACCUUUUUACUGUCCUUUUGUUGUACCAUUACUCCUGCAAAGCACUUUGGUCAACCGAGUUGUUUUUAAAUGUGCUAUAUAAAUAAAAUUGACAUUGACAUUGACAUUAACAAUUGAAUCAUCGGCAGACAUGGAAACAGAAGAAUAGGUGAUACUGCUGCAAACAGAUGUGCGCCUGUCAUAUGCUGUGGUCAUGUGACAGGACGUACUGGUUUCCGCAGCAGCACCGAUGGGCGGGUUGAAA